GGUGUUUCUCUCUGUGACCCUAGCAGCUGCACCCGGGGUUCCCAAAGAGAGGAAAGGAGGGGGUGUUUCCUGGAGACCUUGUGGCGGGCGCCAGCCGUGGGGCCGAGAAGAGGAGUAUUCCCAGCUUUGAUCUCCCACAUUCUUCUUCCUCUCUGCUCUGAGCUGGGGGCUCGAUGACCCUGGGGCGGAGUGAGAGAAGGAAGAGGUGGAGGGAUUAGGGUUGCAGAGAGGCAGAAGAGAAGCUGAGCAGAGGUUCAGUUUACGGGGACACCAGGAGGAGGUGGGGCCGCCCUCGGCCUUAGUUGGCUGCGCGCCCCCUCCUCGAUUGGACAGGGACCUCUCCCUAGACAGCUCCCCGAUGGUUACUUCCUCUAGCCUCAAGCAAGUGUGCCUUCACCAUCAUCCCACCACCCAUAUUCCUCCUUCCUCCCCCAUGCCCGUCUUCUUUUAUCCCUUCUUCCUUAUUACCGUCCCUCCUCCCCUCAGUGACUAGUUCCCCCGUCUUGUCCCGCAGGACCCGCCCGGACUGGACGUCGCCGUAGUCGCUUCCCGGAUCAGCUCUCCUCGUCCCGCUUGAAGCGGGGAGCUCCUCCGUCUUCUUCGCCAAGGAAUGGUAUUGCCCAGGAGCCUAACCCAGCCCAACUGGAAGACCGUCGUCUGAGCCCCGCGUUGGUUUGCCCGGACCUUCGCCUUCCAGCUUCUUCUAGAGCCUCGAUGGGGCUGUGGUUUUGAGUUCCUGAGUAUACUCGCCAGCCUCUGUGGGUUUCUCCACGUACAGCCACCAGCGUAGCCCCGGCAUAGCUCCUUUUUGCCCGCUUCUGUGCUGAGUGUAGGGUCUGGUCUGCCCAGGCGAUAGCCUGCUAGCCCCGCCGCCUGCCAUGGCGCUGCGGCGCUUCCUGCUGCUGCUGCUGCCGCUGCUGCCGCUGCUGCUCUCCCUGGAGUCCCUGCACUUGCUGGUGCCUAUGGCUGAGGCGGGGCCCCGGGGCCGCGGUAACCGGAAUAACUACACUGGCCCUGGAGCCGGGGGCCUGAGGACUGGAGGGACGAUGGUCAGGGGCAACCGGGAACUGAAUGGGACAUCCCGCCAGCCAGCGGUUUCAGAGGGGGGGCGGCGAGGCCGGCCUUCGCCCAGUGUCACGGUCACCCACGAAACGUGUUGGGGUUACUACGAUGUGAGCGGCCAGUAUGACAAGGAGUUUGAAUGCAACAACAGCGAGAGCGGCUUCCUGUAUUGCUGUGGUACUUGCUUUUACCGUUUUUGCUGCAACAAGCGGGGAGAGAAACUGGAUCAGCACCAGUGUAAGAACUAUGUGAGCCCUGGGUGGAUCCAGACUCCUAGCACCCAGGUGAUUCCUCAGGAUCCCCCGAAUAAGUACGACCCGGAGAAAGACAAGACCAACUUCACAGUUUACAUCACCUGCGGAGUAAUAGCCUUCGUCAUCAUCGCUGUAGUCUUUGCGAAAGUCUCCUAUGAUAAGGCCCACCGUCCCCCGAGGGAAAUGAACAUCCACAGAGCUCUUGCUGACAUCUUAAGGCAACAGGGACCAAUCCCAAUAGCACAUUGUGAAAGAGAGACUAUCUCAGCUAUUGAUACCUCUCCCAAAGAGAACACACCAGUCAGAUCCUCCUCAAAAAACCACUAUACCCCAGUACGUACAGCCAAACCUGCAAUAGGGAUCUAUGGGAAAGAUGCUCAUCGAAGUGGAGGUCCUGAUCUUCAUAACUUCAUUUCAUCUGGAUUUGUUACAUUAGGAAGAGGACACACGAAGGAAAAGCCACGGAUAAACAACAUCCUGACAUCAGCUACAGAGCCCUAUGACCUUUCUUUCUCUAGAUCCUUCCAGAAUUUGGCUCACCUUCCUCCAUCCUAUGAAUCUGCAGUUAAGACCAACCCCAGCAAAUAUUCAUCUCUGAAGAGGCUAACUGACAAGGAAGCUGAUGAGUACUACAUGAGGAGACGUCACCUCCCUGAUCUGGCUGCCCGGGGCACACUCCCUCUGAAUGUCAUCCAGAUGUCACAGCAGAAGCCCCAACCCCGUGAGCGGCCUCGCCGGCCAAUACGAGCCAUGUCCCAAGACAGAGUCCUCUCUCCUGAAAGGGUGAUGCCAGAGGAGUUCAGCAUGCCCUAUGACAGGAUUCUAUCUGAUGAGCAGCUGUUGUCAGCUGAACGCCUACAUUCCCAGGACCCACUACUGUCCCCAGAGAGGACAGCCUUCCCAGAGCAAGCUCUGUCUCGUGCUAUGUCUAACAUGGAUGUCUUUGUGUCUACACCUGUGCUGGACCGCUAUCACAUGACCAAGAUGCACUCCCAUCCUAGUGCCUCCAAUAACUCCUACAAUACCCUAGGCCAGAGUCAGACCGCAGCUAAGCGCCAGGCCUUUGCAACUCGGAGACACAACACGGUAGAACAGCUGCAUUACAUCCCUGGACAACACACUCACUACCAUACAGCCAGCAAGACUGAAGUGACUGUGUGACUGGGGUCAGAGCCAGGGACAGGCUGGGUGGAGACAGCUAGGAGAGAAACCUAAUUGUCUUUCCUAAAAGGGUCUUGGGGACUCUUCUGGCCCUUGUCAUUCCACCCUCUCCUACCUUAUCCACAAGUGGAUAAUUAUAGAAAAAUAUUCAAGGGAGGUGGGGGCCAGAUGAGCUGCUUCUGCAACAGAAAGCCAUACCCCCUCCUAGAAGUACAGCUCAAGUCUCCUGGGACUGACUCAUUUCUUAUACAUCUAAAAGUUUUUCUCUCACUUUUUCAAGUGGAAUCAAGAAUUUGUGAGAAAAGGAGAUCGUUCUGAGGCUUCCCAGCAGCAUCUCCUUGUUCCCAAAUACUCUCUCAAUAGGGGUUCAGCUAUUAGAGACCUUCUCCUCAGUAACACCCUCCCCUCCCAGGCUGGGUUGACCAGGGUAUGUGGAGAGUUGGCUGGUUAGGUUGGCAACGUGGUCUCAUUCAUUUAACUAGAACUACAUCAUGGAAAUCUUCUAGUGCCUAAAAACUGCCUACUCACCAGAGCAGUGAAACUGCUGUGUCCAUAAGCACAAAGAUAACUUCCUUGCCCUUCAUCAUAGUGCUCUCAGACCUUACUUUCACAUAAGCCUGAAAGCAGACAAGUUUCCAUUAUUUCUUAUAUUCCUUCACAGAAACUCUGAGUUUAAGAAAUCUACUUAACCACAUCUCCCUUCUUCUAAGCAUUCUCUGCACCCCCUGAGUACUCCUUUCCUUCAGGUCUGUUCUCUGUGAACCCAAAUCCUCAUGGUCCUCUAAUUCAGAAGCUUAAGAGCUCUCCUGAAGUGGUGAUGAAGUAAAUUCUCAUAAAGAGGGAAACCUUGGCCUUAGCCCUAUACAAGGGAAUUCAUAUCAGAGAACUGGAUAGCCUCAGCAUUGUCUCUAGGAACCCUAACUUCAGCACUCUAAACCCAGACUACUGCUCUCAUGCAGGCCUAUUUCCUCUCCCCAGAAUCAAGCCUGACUUCCUAUCCAAGACUGUCAGGCUCUGGGGGGAUUCACUGUGAUCUGAAAGGGGAAUUAUCAUUUCCAUAAUUCCUGGUCCCUCUUUCUUAACCCCAUUCACAUCAGACUGGACUGUUUCAUAUGCAGUCUGUAUUUUAUCCCUCUAAGAGGGCAACCCAGGCUGCAAGCAGAAAAUUAAAUACCACUGCCCCUCCCAUAAGGCAACCUGCGUUUCCACAUUACCAUUGUAAACUUCAUUCUUCUCUUUUGUCCAGACACCAGUCCCCUGUAAUCUUCCACCUGUUUUGUCCUUUUGGGGACUUCUUUUCCCUGAUUACCUUCCCUUCUCUGUUCUGUCAGCUACAAACCUAAUUAGUAUCUACAGCUUCUAGAACUUAUUACUGGUCUGGAUUAAAAAGAGACAGAAUGAUUUUAAAAAUCUACCAAUGGGAUUUUACUUUAUUUAAUGUUUUAUUCUAGGCCCCUUUCCUAGCCCAACUAUUCCAAGCUACUUUACAACCCUUUCCUAUUUCUUAGGUCAGAGAAAUAAGAUGGAGGUAUUGUUGAGGGAAGGGAGAGAGGGGGGAAGGAAGACCAACAGCCUAAUAGAUCCAACUAUAUAAAGUGAUCAUUGGGCAAGCACUUCAUUUCAAGUCAAGUCCUUACAUUUUAGUUCUGAGUUGCUGCUGAACCAUCUGUUGCUGUACUGUGACCCAGACAGAGAAACUAAAUGGAGCUCAUGUGUAUGCUGCUGAGUAGUCUCAUCUUCUGCAGAGUAUAGGUAAUUUACUAGCCUGAGACUGACUACUAAGAUGAGUAUGUGCCAGGCUAUUUUCACUUUUGUAGAGAAUGGCGUCUGCCUCAUACUUAGGACUAUGGUGCCACUGCAGCUUCAUUAGUUUCCUUUCCAGGAUGUUAAAAAGAGAACAUCUUGAAUGAAAACUUUCAAUUAAUGGCCCUAAUUGUUCCCUCUACUUUAGUCACUUUAGCCUUCUAUCACCACUUCCACCAACCUGUUGGAUGGAGUACAGCAUAAGAACAUAACAUUUUAGAGACAACCAUCCUAUUAUGUCCAUCAAAAAAAAUUAGGCUCCAAAUGAAAUGACUUUUAAAUAGGGUAUCUUUUUAUCAUCAUGGAGGUAAAAUAUCUCCCACAUUGAUGUGGUGCCUUCAAAGGCCAGAAAAUUCUUCCAUGGAAGCCUUGUAAAUUUUCCAUCAUACUAGAUGAGAUGACAUUGAAAUUAAUUAGUUUAUUCAACUUAUAUGAAGAAUCCUAAAGCUCUAAUUUUUGUCUGAACUUUGGGAAAAUUACUAUCAGUAGAAGUAUGGUAGAGUGGAAAAUAUAUUGUUUCUGGCUCCAAAUCCUGCAUCUUUCAUUUACUAUUUACAUGACCCCAAACCUAUAGAACAAGUGGCAAAGCUGGGAUUUGAACUCCUGUCUUCUACUGAUUCCAAUUUCACUGCACCAUUGAGCCACACUGCCUGUUUUGUGUCUCAGUUUCCUUUUUUGUCAAAUUAGGGGGAGUUAGUACAUGACCUUUGAGAUCCCUUGCACCACAAAAUCUAUGAUCCUAUGACAUCUCAUCAUCCCACUUUUUUAAUUCACUGUUCAAGCCACUCUCAUUCCAAAGUGAACAGAGACUCCUCAAAUGAUUGGUAUGGGCCACUUGCCCCUUUAGCUUCCCUAUAUGGGGAGUGUCAUGGCUUCUAAGAGCUAAAAGAAGGACAGAUUUUCCACAUGUAAACCUUUUGAGGGCUAGUCUCCACAGGUUUAUCUGAGUUUGUUUUUUAAGCAAUAUGGGAGAAUUGGGUUCAGUGAAACCAAAUAUAUCUAUUACAGGUUCAUGAAAUAUUCAAUUGGCCACAAGAAUAGUGAGGGCAAUCCUAUCAAAAACUUUAGCACAAUACCAACAAACCAAGCCAACUUUAUCCACUUUUGUGAGAAAAGAGAAAGGCAGAACUUCUCUACCAAGUGUUCUCUCCUCUGUCUUUUGUACAUGCAUUUCCACAACUAUUCAUAACCAACAACUGUUGUACCAAUUUGCUUUUCUCAUUCUCUAAAAGAAAUCAGUCAGUAGAAAAUCCAUUUAGUAAAUUUCCGUAAUCUUUGGCAGAGCAUUCUCUCUUGAAUGUUUAAAAAUAUAUUGUCCUCCUUAUUUUGGUCUCUAUUCCUUUUUUAAGUUCUGAUAAAGAUUCAAUUUGAUUCAAUUUAAUUUAGCAAAUAUUUAUUAAGCACUUAUUAGGUGUAAGAGAUUGUGUUAAGCAUUGGCAGGGACAUGAGCCUGCAAUUGCAGUGUCUUCCUUCUUAUUUUUCUCCUUUAAUUGCCUCUUUCUGUUCUCCUAAUCCUUAAAAGAAUACUCAACUCUUAAUAAAAUUGAGUUCUUUUGAAUCUUGCCAUGGUUCCUGGUUGUGUGAAUUUACAGAUUCCAAAACUUUUAUCAAGUAGUCCUUAAUCAUAUAGAUAUUUCCACUGAUGGACUUUGGGAUUCACAAGUCAAUUAGAUGAUAGAUGAUCUUCCAAGUAUCAGCUUUCAAUUUCCUCUUAUUCUUAUCCAAACAUCUUUUUUCUACUUUCAUUCUAAUUCAAUUCCUUUCUUUACUCUAUAUCCCAGCCCUGAUCUCUUCUACCUAAUCCAAAAGCUUGUCUUUCUAUGCACUCUCUCUCCUCAAUUGUCUGCUGCUUUCCUUUCCCCUCUAAUGCUGGUCCCUUCUCCCUAUCCCUCCUCUUGUCUCUAGCUCUAUAAAGCAGAAAUCUAGAUGAAAAUAAUGGAAUUAGUAAUUCCUGAGGUUCCAGGUUCUUUCCUGCCAAACCCAGUUCUGGCCACAUCUCUUAGCUCCUCAGGGAUCUCUCAAUCACACUUGUCUCCCUCCUUUACCCUUAAUGUACCUUAUAUUUAAUACUUAACAAAAGCAAUUUACAUGAAUUAUCUCACUUGAUCUCCUCUUCUGUUUGUAGGUGGUAUUUGCCAUUUAUCUCCAAAAGCUAAAAGUUUAAUUUGUUUCUCAGAAAGGGAAGGAAAGGAGAUCAUUCUCCAUUGUAUUACCCAAAUCAACUCUUCAAUUAUUCAUAUCAAGCACAAGUGAGAAAUUGAACUGAAGAAAUUACCUAAGAGUCUGCCUUUGACAUACACAUGACUACAUUUAAAAAUCAUUUAUCUUCUAACAAACCUGGAAACUUGUUCUGAAAGUACUUCAAGGGAGCUAAUAUCUUAGUAUUUUUCAACAUUCAAAUACUACUUUCCUUAAGCAAACCAUUGUUUUGCUGGAAAAUUAGUAAGAGAAGUAUUUCUGGGCUCUCAUUGGAUUUUCAUUCACAUCUUGACCCUCCUUUGCCCUUGCAACUUCUGACUCCCAUCUGAUCUUCAGAUUUCUCCUUUCUGAGCUGUACAUUACGUCUGAUCUACAGUGAAAUUCUCAGCCACCAAGGGCAUACCUAGUAUAGGGUUGACUCAAUAUUCUUGGCUCACUGAAUCAAGAUCUUGAAACUGCAUGUUUAAUUAUCUAACCAUUCAAUAGGCUUGAUUUAAUAGGUUGAUUUUUAUAGAAACUUGCUUAUAUCAGAAACACCCAAACUAUUCAAGGCUUUUACCCUUGAGGAAUUUGUUUCCUUUUUCAAUGUGGUCCAGGCUGAGAGACAGCUAGCGAUGGGAUGGGAUAUUGACAGGAAUUGGGGAGGUGGUUUUGUCCAUGAAGUCACAAAUCUUGUGCUUAAGGGUAGUUCUAAGGAAUUUCAAAAUUCAUUGAUGAGCAACAUCUUGAAAAGGACAAAGUUUUGUGAUGUAAAAAAAAAUUUUUUUUUCUAAACAGCAAUGAGAUUUGUCUCCUCGAAAACAACUCUGGACACUAAGGUUUUGAUCUAGUUGGAGAAAGUGAAGAAGGAGUCACAGCUGAGCCUCUGGGUAAUAUAUGGAAUUGUUACUGCCCUUGUACCUUUCUAAAACCUCCUAGUAACACUCCAGUAAAGGAUUAUGAGAUGAAACAAGAAGACAGGAUCAAAGUCAAGAUAACUUAGACAAAUCACAUAUGUACCAUCAUUCCUCUACUAAUGACAAAAAUAACAUUGCGUGCCUCCUUAAUGUCAACAUCUAUAAGGAGCAAAUAUCAUUUCUCAAUUGUGUCAUUCUUCCCCUCUUCAACCUCAUUUCCUCUUGCAAAGGACCACCGCAAGGGGAUGUCCCAUUCAUGUCCUUUAUUAAUGGCGGAUACGUUCUAGAUAUUUUGUAGUAAGAUAUUCUCUAAUAAAAGCAAUUCUUACUUUAAGAUUUUAAUUUGGAUACACUAUUUCCUAAGAGGGAUUAAUGAACAUUUUUAUGCAUUAGCCCAAUUUAUGGAUUUCAUCUUAAUUAUAUGGUGGUACCAAUGAAAAAUUAUCUUUAUAUCUCUGUAACUUUGCACAGAUUCUUGAUUAAUCAUUAAGCUUCAAGAUAAGCAGUACACUACUGUUUCCUCUGUAUUAUUCUCCUUGUUCUACUUACCUGUAAAAGCACAUUCUGUAUGUACUGUAAACAAAUAUCAGUUUAGUAAGAUUUAGUCUUAAGGAUUUUUCCACUUUUGUCAGUAACAAAUAUUUAUGAAUUUAAAAAUAAAGCAAUUUCAACAAAA
Molecule: messenger RNA, 8051 nt
Organism: Antechinus flavipes (yellow-footed antechinus)
Lineage: Eukaryota; Metazoa; Chordata; Mammalia; Dasyuromorphia; Dasyuridae
Gene: SHISA6
Product: shisa family member 6
Exons: 5
Coding region: 879-2477 (532 amino acids)
Biological process (GO): regulation of short-term neuronal synaptic plasticity; regulation of AMPA receptor activity
Cellular component (GO): postsynaptic density; AMPA glutamate receptor complex; dendritic spine membrane
Source: RefSeq, a predicted model, not a curated record